Molecule: messenger RNA, 3165 nt
Organism: Hibiscus syriacus
Lineage: Eukaryota; Viridiplantae; Streptophyta; Magnoliopsida; Malvales; Malvaceae
Product: receptor-like protein kinase HSL1
Exons: 2
Coding region: 113-3103 (996 amino acids)
Biological process (GO): protein phosphorylation
Molecular function (GO): protein kinase activity; ATP binding; receptor serine/threonine kinase binding
Source: RefSeq, a predicted model, not a curated record
GUUCUCUCUCUCAAAUUAAUAAACUCUUCCUUACGUUGAAGUUUACACCCAAUUAUAUUCUCUGCAAAUCUCUUCACUUCUUCCCCUCUCCAAGCAAAGAAACAGAAAUAAAAUGCUUCUCCUUUACCUCUCCUUUCUCUUCUUCACCUUUCCUUCACCUUCCCUUUCCCUCAACCAAGAAGGUCUCUACCUUCUCCAAGUCAAAGCUUCCCUUUCGGACCCUGACUCCGCCCUUUCCUCGUGGAAUCCUCGUGAUCUGUCCCCAUGCAACUGGCGGGGCAUUUCAUGCGACUCUGCCACCGGCUCCGUCACUUCCCUUGACCUCUCCAACGCCAAUGUCGCCGGCACUUUCCCCACCCUCCUUUGCCGUCUCCAAAACCUUUCCUUCAUUAACUUGUUUUACAACAACAUCAACUCCGCCAUCCCUUCCGAUAUCUCCACGUGUCAGAAUCUUGUCCACCUUGAUAUCUCCCAGAAUCUACUCACCGGUGAACUCCCCCACACUCUGGCUGACCUCCCUAACCUUAAGUACCUCGAUUUAACUGGUAACAAUAUAUCGGGGGAUUUCCCCGACUCAUUCGGGAGAUUCCAGAAGCUCGAGGUUUUAUCUCUGGUUUACAACCUUCUAGACGGUACAAUCCCAGCCUAUUUAGGGAACAUUAGUACGCUGAAAAUGCUCAAUUUGUCGUAUAACCCGUUUAGCCCGGGUCGGAUCCCGCCCGAACUAUGCAACUUAACGAACUUGGAGAUUUUGUGGCUCACGGAAUGUAAUUUAAUCGGAGAGAUUCCUGACUCGCUGGGUCGGCUAAAGAAACUCACCGAUUUGGAUCUCGCCCUUAACAACUUGGUGGGGAAUAUACCGAGUUCGCUUACCGAGUUGGUUAGUGUCGUCCAGAUUGAGCUCUACAACAACUCGUUGACCGGUGAGUUACCGCGCGGGUUCUCGAAUUUGACCAAGCUGAAACUACUCGACGCGUCGAUGAACCAGUUAACGGGAACGAUUCCGGACGAGUUAACACAGCUGCCACUUGAAAGUCUCAACCUAUACCAAAACUACUUUGAAGGGUCUUUACCAUCGAGUAUCGCCGACUCCCCAGCUCUGUACGAACUCAGACUCUUUCAGAACCGACUCACAGGGGAGUUACCCGUGAACCUCGGCAAGAACUCGCCUCUAAGAUGGCUGGACGUGUCCAGCAACCUAUUUACCAGCCCAAUACCUCCGAGUUUAUGCGAGAAAGGGAACCUCGAGGAGCUUUUAAUGAUAUACAACUCGUUUUCGGGUCACGUACCGUCGAGUUUAGCAGAGUGUCGGAGCCUGAACCGGAUCCGACUUGGUUACAACAAAUUAUCUGGUGAAAUACCCGAUGGGUUCUGGGGCCUCCCUCACGUAUACUUACUUGAGCUUGUUAAUAACUCGAUCUCUGGUCAAAUUGGGAAAUCCAUUGCCAAGGCAGCGAAUUUAUCCCUUUUGAUCCUGUCUAGGAACAACUUUAAUGGCUCAUUGCCUGAAGAAAUUGGUCUAGUUGGUAAUUUAGUUCAACUUUCAGCUAGUAACAAUAAAUUUAGUGGGCCGUUGCCCGAAAGCAUAGUGAAGCUUGAUGGACUAGGGAUUCUUGAUCUUCAUGGGAAUGAGUUGGAUGGUGAGUUGCCUAGUGGGAUUGAGUCCUUGAAGAGGUUAAACGAGCUUAAUUUAGCUAAAAAUGAUUUUUCAGGGAAGAUUCCUGUUGGGAUAGGGAGUUUGUCACUGUUGAACUAUCUUGAUUUGUCGAACAAUCAGUUAACUGGGAGAGUUCCUUUUAGUCUGCAGCAUUUGAAGCUUAAUCAGCUUAAUUUGUCGAAUAAUUUGUUAUCUGGUGAGUUACCGCCUUUGUUCAAUGAAGAAUUGUACAAAAGCAGCUUCAUGGGAAAUCCUGGUUUGUGUGGGAAUAUCAGUGAUUUGUGUACUGGAAGGUGUGGAGAUAAGCAUAAAGGUUAUGUUUGGUUGCUUAGAUCUAUUUUUGUCUUAGCUGCUUUGGUGCUUCUUGUUGGUGUGGUUUGGUUUUACUUCAAGUACAGGAGUUAUAAGAAAGCUAGGGCAAUCCAUAAGUCUAAGUGGACUUUGACGUCUUUCCAUAAGUUAGGUUUUAGUGAAUAUGAAAUUUUGGAUUGUCUUGAUGAGGAUAAUGUGAUCGGGAGAGGAUCUUCAGGGAAAGUUUACAAGGUGGUGAUUGGCAAUGGAGAGGCCGUUGCUGUGAAGAAGCUCUGGAGGGGCGUUAAAAAGGGUUCUGAGAGCGUACAUCUCGAGAAAGGUCCGGCUCAGGCUCAGGAUGAUUGGUUUCAAGCAGAGGUUGAGACAUUGGGGAAAAUCAGGCACAAGAAUAUUGUUAAGUUAUGGUGCUCGUGUACUACAAGGGAUUGCAAGCUUUUGGUGUACGAGUACAUGCCAAAUGGUAGCUUGGGCGAUUUGUUGCAUAGUAGUAAAAGUGGUUUGCUGGAUUGGCCAACAAGAUACAAGAUUAUCGUGGAUGCAGCUGAGGGGCUUUCUUAUUUGCAUCAUGAUUGUGUGCCCCCUAUUGUGCAUAGGGAUGUCAAGUCCAACAAUAUCUUGCUGGACGGAGAUUUUCAUGCAAGAGUAGCUGAUUUCGGAGUCGCCAAGGUGGUUGAUGCAGCUGGAAAUGGUGCUAAAUCGAUGUCUAUCAUCACCGGCUCUUGUGGUUACAUUGCUCCAGAGUAUGCAUAUACACUUCGUGUGAACGAGAAGAGCGACAUAUACAGUUUCGGUGUAGUUAUACUUGAGUUGGUGACGGGAGGACUCCCGAUUGACCCGGAGUAUGGGGAGAAGGACCUGGUAAGGUGGGUCUGCACCACUCUAGACCAGAAAGGAGUCGACCAUGUUCUUGAUUCCAAACUCGAUCCCUGUUUCAAAGAUGAAAUAUACAAGGUCCUCAACAUCGGCCUCCUCUGCACUAGUCCACUCCCAAUCAACCGUCCAUCAAUGAGAAGGGUAGUUAAAAUGCUGCAAGAAGUUGGUGCUGAGAACCAACAAAAAGCUGCUGCUAAAGAGGAUGGAAAAAUGACUCCUUACUACUACGAAGAUGUAUCGGAUCAAGGAAGCGUAGCAUGAAAAAAAAGGUUUUGCUUAUAGGUUUAUUUCAUAAACAAAGAAGAAUGGAAAGGAUUGUGCGA